UUUUUCGGUCCGAGGGAAAGGAGGAAGAAGGAGAUUGUGAUGGGGAAAGGGGUCUGUAAAACGUCAGGCACGGCACAAAGGCUUUGCCACGUAAUUACAGGCUCCUAUUAAGUGGAGAUCGGCCCUCCCAGGGGUCUCCAAUUUUCUUGUAUUCCCUACAAAGCCUCCUCCGCAUGCCAGUCUGUGCCUUUUGAAGUGCCAGAGAGCUUCUUGAUCCAACUGGGAAGGAAAACGGAGCGCGGCGAGAAGAGGGGCAAGAGCCUAGGAAAGGGGGCGCCCCCGCCACCCUGCUUCGGACUCUUGGAGCCCUACUUUUUUAUUUUUUAUUUAUUUAUUUUUUUACUCCUCCCGAAAGUAAAGUGAGAAUCCUGCUCUCUAAUACAUCUGCAAGACAUCACCCUCUCCUCCUGAAACCUUAGUCACUCCUGAGACUCCACAGGAGUGCUGAGAGGGGGAGCACAUUUUCUUGAAGAUGUUUUAAAGCUGGAACAAACCUUCUUCUGUUGGUGCUUGAACUCUUGCCUGGGAAUAACUUUUUUAACCUUUUUAAAAACCCACUUUGAUUCUCCUCUCCCACCCCUUCUAGCCUCUUCUGUCUCCCUGACUCCCCCGCCCUGGCCUCCCCUCCCCUCUCUCCCGCUUAUUAUUAUUUUUAGUGUGCGCGUGUGGACGCUUUUGGAGAGUUGGAGGGCUUUUUUUUUCUCUCUCUCGACUUAGACAUAGAGUGACUUUGUAGUUUUAUUUUUUGCUGUGGAUUAUCGGUCGGACUGCGCAGGACUAGGUCCUCCGGAAAGCAGCCCGGGCCGCGGAGGCUGCGGGUGCACAAGGCUCGGCCCUGCAGGAGGGGUACCCCGCCCUCCUUCCCACUUUUUUUUUUGGCCGUCGUCCCCUUCCCUCCCUCUCUCUCUCCCUCUCUCUCUCUCCACUCCCCCUCUCUCUGCCCCACUCGGCUCCUCUCCCCCCUCGCGCCCACAGCGUUUGGUGUUGAUUCGAGCGGGAAGAGGGGGGUGGGUGGGAUCCGCGGGAAGACCAUGACCUCCAGCUACGGGCACGUUCUGGAGCGGCAACCGGCGCUGGGCGGCCGCUUGGACAGUCCGGGCAACCUCGACACCCUGCAGGCCAAAAAGAACUUCUCGGUCAGUCACCUGCUAGACCUGGAGGAGGCCGGGGACAUGGUGGCGGCGCAGGCGGACGAGAGCGUGGGCGAAGCGGGCUGGAGCCUGCUGGAGUCGCCGGGACUCACCAGCGGCAGCGACACCCCGCAGCAAGACAAUGACCAGAUGAACUCAGAGGAGAAGAAGAAGAGAAAGCAGCGGAGGAACAGGACGACCUUCAACAGCAGCCAGCUGCAGGCUUUGGAGCGCGUCUUUGAGCGGACGCACUACCCCGAUGCUUUUGUGCGAGAGGACCUGGCUCGCCGGGUGAACCUCACUGAGGCCAGAGUGCAGGUGUGGUUUCAGAACCGAAGAGCCAAGUUCCGCAGGAAUGAGAGAGCCAUGCUGGCCAACAAAAACGCCUCCCUCCUCAAGUCCUACUCAGGAGACGUGACUGCCGUGGAGCAGCCCAUCGUGCCCCGUCCUGCCCCGAGGCCCACCGACUAUCUCUCCUGGGGGACGGCCUCUCCGUACAGCGCCAUGGCCACUUACUCUGCCACAUGUGCCGACACUGGCCCUGCCCAGGGCAUCAGCAUGGCCAACAGCAUUGCAAACUUGAGACUGAAGGCCAAGGAGUAUAGUUUACAGAGGAGCCAGGUGCCAACAGUCAACUGAGGAAAACAUGACUAACAGGCCUGAGAAGAAACCAAACCUUAAGACACCCAUCCCGCUCUGCCGUUCCUUCAUCUGCUGAAAAAAAGUAAAAACAAAUAAACAAACAAAUAAACACACAAAAAACCAGCACUAAAUGUUGGGACCAUGGCAGAGCGAAGCAGGAGAGGAGCAGGAUGAAAAUUAGUUACGCGUUCCUCCUCCUCUGGGACAGCACUUCCACUUGUUUCUCUGUGUGUUUAUUUCGUUUUCCCUCCUAUUCACGCUCUGCUUCAUGUAUUCCGAGCUUCUUCACUUAGGCCCAGUCCACCCACCCCCAAGACUGUUGAGGCUUUUAAAACAUCCCAGCAGCCCAGGAAACCAAGUGCUCAGAGUGAUGGCCUCGCCUCACCAAGCUACCUGAGCCCGUGCUGCCCUGCCCUUUCCCCACUCCUCUGGGAGAAAGGCCAGGAGCUUUGGAAAAGCCCACAUGUUCCUGCAGAGUCUGUUCCAGACGUGAUUAUCUUUCUCCUUGUCUUCAUCUGUGUUGCUCGUGGUAAGGUUUUUCCAUCAGCUCCUGGGGGAAAGACAAAUAGUUGUGUACGAUAUCUGAUCACUAGCCUGUCUGGCUCGAUGUACUUGUCUGUGUCCGGCUAAGGCUAAGCUCCAAGCUGGAGAGCUGAGCACUGAGCUAUAGAGGCUGUGUCCCGGUCAGUAUCACCCCUCACCCCUGUCCAAGCCACCAGCCAUCCAAGUGAAAGAUAUUUGUUAUCUUUGCAUUAUUCACUGUCAUAGGCUUUUUGAUAGAAGAAAUAUUUUUCACUUGUGAGAGGAAGAGCCAUUUCUCUAGAAAAACAAAGACUGCACUGUGACAGGUCUGGUCUACAUCUCUUUGGUGCCUUAAGGGUUGUCUCAUGCACACUUAUAUAUAUACUGUAUAUAUUGAUAUAUUUUAUAUAUAUAUAAAAUAUUGCAAGCUGGAGUUUGCAGUUCCUCAAACACCACAGAAAGUAAAGUUCACAUCCUCAUCACAGUCCUUAUCGCUACAGUGACGAGACAUUAAUUAGGGAUCUCGCUUUUUUUCUUUCCUUUUUUUUACACAGGAUUCUCAUUAAGGCUGCAGAACAAUUGCUGGGGCAGCUGUUUGAGAACAGGUCUCAUUUCACAUUAGGGUCUUCAAUGAAUCAGAAACUGUUUGAGGCGGUCCAAAUGUCCUUUAGUGUGGAAUGCUGAUACCUCCUGAUCUGUCAUGGGCAUUACUCUGAGAGAGGAGCGAAAGCCAGUCACCUUCCCCUCUCCACUCAGCAGGGACCUGCAAGUGGAACACUGGAAGGAUUGUCUAAAUUUCAAAAAUUUAAAAUGCAAUUGUAGGCUAUUUUUAUUUUAUUUUAUUGUUUCAUAUUUUGAGAAGAAGUUUAGUGUCUACAGCUGGGAGCCAGGACUGAUCUUUCCUUGUCUCUUCCUCUUUGAUUACAGCCAUGCUUUUGUAACUUGCCAGGUGGACUCAACCAAACAGCAUUACCAUCAGUGCCUUAGUGUACCUGUUUAUAAAGUGGGUACGAUAUUUACCUACCUCACAGGGGUGUUGUGAGGCUCUAUUCAUUUCCUCCCCAAUUCUUCCCUGUGUUCUCUGUGGGUCCAGCACUUUGGACAUGGGAGGAAAGGGACCAUCAAAGUGUACCAUGUUAAUGGAAUGAUGCGGUACCUGAAAUCUUGUUUUCUGGCAAGGAAAGGCUACCUUGCUGUACAUCCUUAUAACCUUGCAUUUGCAAAUGAGAAAUAGGUUUAUAUUUUUGGAUCUCUCAAAAAUCACAUCAUUGACCAAAGAACAAUUUAAGUCAUGCAAAACAGACAUAUUUUAAACUUAUAUUCUUAAUCAGCUUGGUCUUAGUAAUUCUGGUUAUCAAUAGUUAAGAAAAACUGAUUUUAAACAACUAUACCAACUUUGUACUGUGAGUGACACACAAAGAAUUUUGGGUUUAGGAAGCAUUUCUAGCAUAUCAGUUUGAGCUAAUUCUGACAUUUUUCAAACUAGCAAUCACCAAUCUGAAAUACAUUUCAAAUGUCGAAAUAUACUUCUUUCAAUAAUAAGAAGGAAGUUCAUCCAAUGCAUUUUGCUUUGACCAGUGAAUUCUCUCUUCCUUUAACUUGCUACUAGAGCGUUUUGUACUGAAUGGCUCCUGUCGGCUGCCUGGGCAACGCACAUCAUGACACAAGAUCUCUGCUCAUUCUCUUGUCCCACUGGUUGCUGGGGAUUAUCGAGUUCCAGAGGAAUGUACAGCCUAAUAGACUGAACCCUUCUUCAGUUUGUGUCAUCAAAUAGAUGAGUGAACUUUGCGAGUUUGGGGUUUGGGAGGGUUGAAAGACGAUUUGGGUUAUAGGCAGGGGACAGAAAUUACACCUGAAAAAGUUUCGCUAAGAGGAGGAGAAUUUAAGAAGAGGGAGCAGAGAGAGAGAAGGACAUGUGAAAGUCAUCUGAACACUUCCAUCUAGAGACCUAUUUUCAGUGGCAAACAGAACCCAUAAACCCAAAUGGUGGGUGAAACGGGGUGCUUUUAUUUCAUGCCUUGGGCAAGCAAUGUCUGGGAACAUCAUAGAGUAACCAGUUCCUGUCGGUCACAGGAAGAUUCAUGGCUAGUGAACAGAUAUUGCGAUCAUCUGUUAUCUAAGCACCCGAUCAAGAAAUAUGCACAUAGUAAGUACCAGCACUCAGCUUUGUCCAUUUCAUACUGAUUUUUAAAAAAUCCAAGUUUGAUGUAUGAUUUGGAGGAGCCUCGGGGCCACAAACUGCAAGGCAGAUCCUGUUCCUUGCUAUCAUUAUGCCCAGACACAGAUGAAUACAGAGGAACUCUGUGUCCCCAACUCCUCCCCAAACAAGAUACUGAUGUGUAGGGUACUUGGCAGGUUAAAUUAAACCAGCAGCGGUGCCCUGAUCUAAAAGGGAAUGGCAUUUAGGUUAUAAAGAGCUCAUAAGAAAUGUAAUAUGUAAAUUAUAUCUGGCUUUGUGAUGUAAAAUAUACAUUGUUUGCACUAGAAUAGAAAUGAUUCCUUUUCAAUAAAAAGAAAAAAGGAUAUGGUAAGGUCUUGUUA
Tupaia belangeri chinensis (Chinese tree shrew) is the source of this 4835-nucleotide messenger RNA. RefSeq names its product paired related homeobox 1 (gene PRRX1). The coding region runs from base 1032 to 1769 and encodes 245 amino acids. Gene Ontology annotation, molecular function: RNA polymerase II cis-regulatory region sequence-specific DNA binding; DNA-binding transcription factor activity, RNA polymerase II-specific. Gene Ontology annotation, biological process: regulation of transcription by RNA polymerase II. The transcript has 4 exons. Gene Ontology annotation, cellular component: nucleus. NCBI's taxonomy places the organism in Eukaryota, Metazoa, Chordata, Mammalia, Scandentia, Tupaiidae. The record is from RefSeq and is a predicted model, not a curated record.